Molecule: messenger RNA, 934 nt
Organism: Quercus robur (English oak)
Lineage: Eukaryota; Viridiplantae; Streptophyta; Magnoliopsida; Fagales; Fagaceae
Exons: 1
Coding region: 172-642 (156 amino acids)
Source: RefSeq, a predicted model, not a curated record
CUUGGCUCCCCACCAGAAAUCAUUCAACUUUUUGUUACCUUAAAAAGCUUCUCUAACCAUGACUCUAAAUCUUGAGGCAUUACCAAACCCAUCCAACCUUUCUGCCACAAUAAAAAAGAGUGUUAUCACUGAACCCCAUACCUUUCAUACUUCACCUAGCUUCCACAAAAAAUGCCCAGAAAAAGAUUACCCAUGCUCCAAAAGGUCUCAAACCUUCUCAAAAUUUCCAUUUUUAUUGCCAAAAUGAGAAAACCCAUUAUUCCAAAACUCAUUUCUCUUAAGAAAGCAAGAAGGCUUAAGAGGUUCAAGCAUUACAACUAUGGGUUCCUUCAAGAUUACCAGUUCUCUGCUUCAAGCACUCCCCUCAUUCAUUACCACCGCAGAAACCAUUUCAAGAGCAGUAGGCUUCGAGAUAUCUAUUCGAUGUUCUUUCUGUGUAGAUGUUUGGGUAGCUUCAGAGAUGCAGAUUGCACAUUAGAAGCUCUGCCUGCUUUCCCUGCAUUACAGGAUACCAUUGCAGCAAGGCAGUUUUUGGAGCCAUCAGAUCCGGGUGAUGAAGAAGAUUCAGUUGAUCAGAGGGCUGAGAGGUUUAUUCAGAGGUUCUAUGAAGAGAUCAGAAUGCAAAGGCAGGAAUCAAUUUAGCAAGUCAAUGAAGUGGAUAUGGAUUUGCUCAAAAAAACAAAAACAAAAACAAAAACCAAAGAAAGGAAAAAGACAGUUUUGGACAUGGAAUGCUGUUCUAGCUAGAGUUUCUUGUUAAUUCAUUACUUUUGCCUUUAAUUUUCUUUCCCUUUUUUGCUUGUUUGUCAAUUCUCCACUGGAUUUUUUGAUUGUGGAGAUGGGUUUUGAUUUCACUAUUUGUUUUGGGAUUUAGCUACGUGGAGCUUGAACUUUUUGAAUUUUUUAUUCAAUGGCAGUGCAAUUGUUUUGGAAA